Molecule: messenger RNA, 2799 nt
Organism: Brenthis ino (lesser marbled fritillary)
Lineage: Eukaryota; Metazoa; Arthropoda; Insecta; Lepidoptera; Nymphalidae
Source: the annotation of a GenBank genome assembly
AUGUCCGAGUAUUAUGAUCAUUAUCAUCGUUGGGAGCCUUUGGCUGAAUUUCAUUUUUUCAUUGAUGAAGACGAGGAAUCUUACGACGAAAAUUAUGUUUACUGUUUAUGUAGCAGAGCCUUUAUAAGGGAUGGAGUUAGAACAUACUAUGCAGAAAAAGAAUAUUGUAGUGAGAGUGAUGCUGAAGUAAUAGCUGAUACACACUCACAAGAAGUGGAUGAUCACUCACAUGUGCAUUUUUCUCUGGAUACUUCAUAUAAAGUAAAAUGUGAUAAAGAUGAAGGUGCAAGUUGUUACUGUAGUGCAUCCCAUACAGAUAACUAUUGUUCAACUGAUGAACUUGAUCCCACCCAAAUCCAUGGUUUCCCCUCUCAUGCUCUUCAACCCAGCGAUAGUGGUGCUGAUCUCACAUAUCAAGAUUGUCAUUCUGACUAUACAACACUUGAUAAAAUAGAAAAAAUGGAACAAGAUUAUUGUGGUGAUAUUGAUACCAAUGAGAAUUACUUAUCUGAAGACACAUGGGAACAGUUUUGGGCUUUCAAUGGCGAAAGAAUUAUUUGGGCAUCCUGGAUAAAGAAAUAUAGUGACUACAUCAAUCCAGCUUAUUUAAAUGAGAGCAAUGAUUUAGUUAUGGAUGACAAUAGUAUUCCAAAGCAACAUUCUGCUGAACCAAUAUGUAAUUUACUACCAACUGAUUCCAAAGAUGAUGAAGAGAAUAUGAGGGAGAGGAAAUUCUCCUAUGAUUCUAAAGUCAAUCCUUAUAAAAAAAGCAGAAAAUAUCAUGUUUCAGAAAAUAAAUAUGACAGAAAUAAUGAUAUAGGUAAUGAUAAAGAUGAUACAUGGCUUCCAGUUCGUAGAAGGAGAUCUUGUUCUGAGCACGAUAGAAUUGUUAGUCCUAGAACUAUACCAUGCACUGACUCAAUGACAAAUGUAACCAAAUUAACGCAUUCAAGUUUUAAUGUAAACUCAAGUCAUGUAACUUCUGACUCGACUCCCACAGACGAUUAUAGCGUAACAUCUUCGUCAUGUGACGAUCAAUUUAAUGAUCAAACGAGAAUAAUAAAUAUUGAUGAAAAUACAACACAAUUGCCCCAAGAAGAUUUAGAUACUGAGCAGUACUGGCAAUUUUUAUGGAAGAAACACUUUGGUGAACAGUAUGCUUUGCAUUACGCUCAUUAUUUAGAGUGUCACGAAGCAAAAAAUAAAGGAAUAUCGCCAAUAAACAUUAACAUACCAGAAAGUAAAGUUAAAGUUGAAGAGUUGAAAGGUUUAGACAUCGAAUGUGAGAAUAGUGAAGGUAAUUCUCAAGAAUUACCAUCUGUGAUCGAAGUUCAAACUAAAAUCGAUAAAAUACAAUUAGAAGAGAAAGUGAGUAAACCUAAAAGGAAAACUAAGAACGCAAAUAAUCGUAUCAUCAGUUCUGUGGGUGUUUUGUUGCAAAACUUGCUGAAGGAGCAAAAGGAUAAGGAAUUGGAAGAAGUUGUGGAAGGAGAAGACGGGAAGACAAAUAAUGAGAAAACUGAAUCCAUAACUAUUGAAGACAAGAAUAGAACAGUAGAAUCAAAUAUACAAAAUAAUAGCAGUAGCGUAUCUAAGUACGAGUACGAUGAGGGAGAUGAUGAACCACCCGAAGAAAAGCCAGUUUCUUUAAAAAGAAGUCAUGAAAUAGACGAAGAUGAAGUUGCUGCAGAAAAAAUUAAAUCAACGUUUCAGAUAAUGGGGUUCUCAUUAAACUCCACUGAAAUGCCGAAAGGGCAAUUGAUUUAUAGAAAGCGAUUGGGGAGAUUGAGGCCUCCAAGAUACAAGCGGCUGGUUGUUCCGAGUAAGACGUACUUCGACGAUGCUGGAAAUGCAUACCAAUUAGACCAGAGUCAAGAAUCUCAAGACGAUGAUGAAAUGUUAACAGACGACGAUGGACCCGAAAUACAAUCAGAUGUAGAAAAAAAAACAGAAUGCAAUUAUGAUGUGCCAGCAGUUGAAGAGAAAAAAGAAUCUGAAAACAAAAUCAAAGAAGAUUUAGAUGCCUCUUUAGUUGACUUACCUCCGGAUGAAGAUAUAGUACCAAAUGAAGUUGUAGACGAAAAAGUGGAAAAUACAGUCGAAAAUAUAACUCAAACAAAACGAAGACGCAGAACUAAAAGGCAUUCUCGUAUAGAAGCGUGUGAUAUGUCAGAAAUGCCAGAUGAACUGAAAGGAGAUGCAAAAAUGUAUAAAUAUUGGAAAAAACGACAUUCUCUAUUCCACAGAUUCGACGAAGGCAUAAGGCUGGAUCGAGAGAGCUGGUUCAGCGUGACACCCGAGAGCGUGGCGCGACACAUCGCCGCCAAGUACGUGUACGACGUGGUCGUGGACGCCUUCUGCGGGGCCGGAGGGAACACUAUACAGUUUGCUCACACAUCGAAAAAAGUAAUCGCAAUAGACAUAGAUCCAGAUAAAAUAGAAAUGGCGAAGCACAACGCUACGGUGUAUGGCGUCGCUGACAGAAUAGAGUUCAUUGUAGGGGACUUCUUCGAACUAGCGCCCUCAUUGACUGCAGACAUGGUGUUCUUGAGCCCUCCAUGGGGAGGGCCCAAGUACUCUGAGAAUCAUGAAUAUGACAUAGAAACAAUGUUAGAGCCGAAGCCCGCUUCGGAAUUGAUGAGGGUCGCUCGCGAAAUCAACUCAAACAUAGCUUUGUAUUUACCGAGAAACACUCGGACAGAUCAGAUACUUGCCUUAGCACAAGAAGUAGGUGGUUCCGUGGAAGUGGAACAGAGUUAUCUGGACAAGAGGUUCAUAGCUAUCACUGCCUAUUUCUAU